AUGUCACACCGGAAACCCAUUUACGAGGAUGAAUCCCCCGCGGUUCUGGCGGAAAAGCCACAAUCCGGUCCCCAAUCCCAACCUCAAUCCCAGUUCCAAGAAAAAGAACCACAGCAACCCUUCCUCUCCACGAAAACACUUCGAAGGUCCUUUGCUACCUCAACAGGAGACCUACUAGCCCCACAAGUCCGCCAGGCCCGCCUCUUCCUGUACUCACACGCUCUCGUCGCCGAAAACAAAUUCAACAACGCCCUCUCACGCGCCCUCAAUACCGAAACCCGCAUCGCCAACGCGAUAGCAUCACUGGCCCCUUCGCGUGAAUCUGGGGAGCGCCUGCUGCCCGGUAGCAUCUACGUGCUUGUAGCUUCCAUGGCCGGAUCAAUUGUGUCUCGGAACCGCGGCAUUUUCCUACGGACGACGACGCCGCUUGCUGUGGGCAUUGUGGCGGCCUGGACACUUCUGCCCGUCACGAUGCAGAAUGUGUCGAAUCUCGUGUUUGAGUAUGAGAAAAAGAUUCCCGGGGUUGCGGAGAAGCAUGUUCAGCUUCGCAAUGCUGCGGAGGAUUCGUGGAGGAGGGCUGUUGCGCACAGUGGCUAUGGCCGGGUUUGGAUGGAGCGCAAGAUCGGACAAGGGAGAGGAAGGCUGGAGGAGUGGGUGAGGAAGGGGAACUAA
This is a messenger RNA of Paracoccidioides lutzii Pb01, 672 nucleotides long. RefSeq lists its product as hypothetical. The record is from RefSeq and is a predicted model, not a curated record. Gene Ontology annotation, biological process: cristae formation. Gene Ontology annotation, cellular component: mitochondrial crista junction; MICOS complex. The coding region runs from base 1 to 672 and encodes 223 amino acids. The transcript is spliced from 2 exons.